This is a messenger RNA of Solanum dulcamara, 408 nucleotides long. RefSeq names its product 40S ribosomal protein S27-2-like. Gene Ontology annotation, biological process: ribosomal small subunit assembly; translation. The record is from RefSeq and is a predicted model, not a curated record. The transcript has a single exon. Gene Ontology annotation, molecular function: RNA binding; structural constituent of ribosome. NCBI's taxonomy places the organism in Eukaryota, Viridiplantae, Streptophyta, Magnoliopsida, Solanales, Solanaceae. Gene Ontology annotation, cellular component: ribosome; cytosolic small ribosomal subunit.
AUGGCUCUUCUAAAUGACCACGACUUGUUGAAUCUACCACUAGAGUUUGAAAAGAAAAAGCACUAGCUCAAACUUCUUGAUUAGUCUCCAAAAUCUUUUUUCAUGGAUGUGAAGUGCCAAGGCUGCUUUAAUAUAACAACUAUGUUCAUCCAUUCCCAGACCGUGGUUGUUUUCAUAAAUUGCCAAAUUGUGUUGUGCCAGCCUACCGGUGGUCGUGCUAGACUUACUGAGGGAUGUUCUUUCAGGAGAAAGGGAGACUAGAGAAGAUAGUAAUCUUUUUAGAAUUGAACUUUAACAUUCAAAUGGGAAUUUUGGUGCAAUACUCUAUUUUCUUAAUUAAGUCUAAAUAUUAAAUAAGAAAAUAGAGUACUGCACCAAAAUUCCCAUUUGAACAUUAAGUUCAAUUCU